Messenger RNA from Dunckerocampus dactyliophorus (ringed pipefish), 3564 nucleotides. RefSeq names its product inactive serine protease 35-like. The coding region runs from base 440 to 1792 and encodes 450 amino acids. The transcript is spliced from 3 exons. NCBI's taxonomy places the organism in Eukaryota, Metazoa, Chordata, Actinopteri, Syngnathiformes, Syngnathidae. Gene Ontology annotation, molecular function: serine-type endopeptidase activity. Gene Ontology annotation, biological process: proteolysis. The record is from RefSeq and is a predicted model, not a curated record.
CUUCCUGCAUGUGGAAGUUCAUUAAGAGCUUAGAGUGAGCCCGUUAGCCGAACGUGCCUUCACCCACGUACCUCCUUCCCACCGCCUCAUCUGGAUUUGCAGUAGUUGACGGUGGGAAUCUCAAACAAAGAAUAAUGGCAACGCUCAGGGCUAUCUUUGAGUAAGGAUUUUCAUAGUCCAAUCUGAUUCGUUGGAUUUUGAUAUGUUUUCACCUCUAAUGGUGAUCCUUACAAAUAAACAGAUCCCAUUUGCGACUCUUUCCACUCACACACUCGAUAAACAACUUAGCAUGUCUCAGUAGGGAAGCCCAGACUUUCCGGUCUCCGGCCACCUCUUCCAGUUCCACCGGGAGGACACCAAGGCGUUCCCAGGCCAGCUCCCGGCCUCCUCCCGGCUGGAACACCUCACCAGGGAGGCAAGCAGGAGGCAUCUGGACUGAAUGCGUGAGGCACCUCAACUGGUUCCUCUCGAUGUGAAGGAGCAGCGGCACUACUCCCCCCGGAGCUUGUGUGCUAUGGGUCUUGUAGAACUUCUUUGUCUCCUGUUUUGUGUGGCUUCCAGUCAUGCAAACAGCAAUUUGCACAAGUGGACCAAGCAGAACCUUCCUGUGCUGAUGGACCGUCGCAUCGAAUUUGUAACGAAAACUUUAUUCAGAAGCCCAACGCUUGAUGCAGAUGGAAGCCCUGUGGAGACACUCUGCGGGAUCGAGUGCCAAAGACGCCUACCGGACUUAACUCAGAACGAGCAAGAGAGGAUUCUGGGCUACGAAACCAUGUACGACAACGGCACGUGUACACGCACCGAUGUGAUACUGCAGGGUUUGAAUGCAACGAGACCUCGUAAGAACACCCCGACUCGCCAGAAGCGCCAGGUUUACGGCGCCGAUGGACGCUUCGUUAUAUCGGACACACAGUUCAUCACCAACUACCCCUUCGCCACCGCGGUGCGCCUGUCCACGGGCUGCUCGGGGGUCUUGGUCUCCCCAAAGCAUGUGCUGACGGCGGCUCACUGCAUCCACGACGGCAGCCGCUACUUGGAGAGUGUGCAACGCCUAAAAGUGGGGGUGCUACAACUCAGAAAUAAUAGAGCGGGUAGGAAGAGAAGGAGGAGGCAACAGAGGGCUGCGAGGAAAGGGAACAGGAGAAAAAUGGAGGAUGAAGAGAAGCAGAGUAGCACUGAUGAAGAUCCAGUGAGAGGGCAAAAAGGCGGGAAGGCAAAAGGGGAGCAAAGAAGUACAGGAGUGAGUCACCUGAGGAGGAAGCCCAUCUUUCGCUGGACACGAGUCAAACAAACACGCAUCCCUCAAGGAUGGAUGCACUCCAAGAACUCCAUCGCCUCCUUGGCCGCCGACUACGACUAUACCCUCCUGGAGCUCAAACGACCCGUCAAACAGAAGUACAUGGAGAUCGGCGUGGCGCCUCCCACCAUCCUCCCAUCCCGGAUCCACUUCUCAGGCUAUGACGAUGACCAAAGCCUGCUGACCGGCCUUGGGGGCGAGAAGGUGGUCUACCGCUUUUGCUCUGUGACCAAGGAAUCGGACGAUUUGAUGUACCAGCACUGUGACGCUCGGCCGGGCGCCACGGGAGCGGGUGUUUACGUUCGUUUGAGGCAAGAAGGCGGGAAAGGGAAGUGGCAGCGGAGGGUGAUUGGGGUGUUCUCGGGCCAUCAGUGGGUGGAGGUAGGGGACGGCGAGCAGAGGGACUUUAAUGUGGCAGUGAGGAUCACUCCUCCGAAAUAUGCACAGAUCUGCCACUGGAUCCAUGGAGACCUGAGCCACUGCAAGGAGGUUUGAAAGACAAUCUUUGGAGGACUUACUGGAAAACCUUUGUCCAAUUUUGUGUUCAAAUUGAAGGCCACUAAGGCUGCUCGUCACUUAGUUUGCUUUCUCUGGUGCAAAUCAUUUUGUGAGACCCUUGGUUUAGAAUCCAAAUGAACAAACUGGUGAUGUGACUCUUUUUUGUAUCGGGCCGGUCAGGCAUCACAGGUUUAAGUCUACCGGCGGAAACAAAGAACUAUUGGCCAUUUUUGACCGGUCGUACGACAACCGGUCAGAAUUUUGUUCCGCCCUGACAACGAUCCUGGACAAAUGUAGCAAAGUUACGACCAGAUUUCCUGAUCCACUCUUUCUCGCCUUUAAAAUUGAACAGUAUACGCAAAUGAUGUUAAGAAGUGCCGUUCUUGCGCAUCUAGUAUAUACGCCUAUACCGAUUUCUUUUCGUUUUGGCACAGACCAAGGCUUCUUGUUUUUAGCAUUAGCAUUCCGCAUUAGCAUUCGAAUCUCCAAACAGAUUUAGAGAGUGAAACAAGAGUUCAGUUGAAACGUAGCAAAUGAUACCCGUGUAAAAGCGUCUUGAGACUAUCCAUAAAUUAACGAAUAGUUGGCUUCCUCAAGUUCGAGUCUAAGACCCCUUGGUUUAGAAUCCAAGUAAACAAAGCAUGGUGUGGACGAGUCACUCACCUUUUUUGUAUCUCUCCGGUCAGGCAUCGUCGGUUUAAGUCUACUGGCGGAAACAAAGAACAAUUGGCCAUUUUUGACCGGUCAUACGACAAUCGGUCAGAAUUUUGUUCUGCCCUGACGGUGAUCCUGGACAAACGUCGUUAAGGCCAAGUUUCCUCUUUCUCGCCGUUAAAAUGAACAGCAUGUGCAAAUGAUGAAUCUCUACCUCCACCUAUACCUAUUUCUUAGCGUUUUGGCACAGAUCAAGGCUUGUUGUUUUUAGCAUUUAGGAUUAUGCAUCAUUCGCAUUCCGAGUCCCCAAACAGAUUUAGAGAAACGAGAGUUCGAUUGAAACGUAGCAAAUGGUACCCGUGUAAAAGCGGCCUAUCGCUAAUGACUGUUGAUGGCCGCGGACGUUGCGCAGUGUCGUACACGUGUUCCCAUCAUGUGGUGAGACUUUGUGCACGAGCCUGGUCAUGGUCUACUAAAAAUACUUCAUGUGUCAGGACGGCGUGGGUCAUAAGAGUUAACCUGUGCGACCGUUCCAUCAAUCAACGGACAAGACCGGAUGGAGAUGAGUGACGAGCCGUGAGGGUGGUUUGGGUCAGUGUAUUUGUAUUUUAUUGCAUCUCAGAUGGGGGGCUCACAUGCAGGUUGGACAGGGAGAAAGGAAGGAAGCGGGGCGGCCAUCCUCAGAAAAUCUCAACAGCCGUCACAGAAGAUACUGAGCAAACAUCUAUCCGCAUUCUCUUUGUAUGUAAAGGUCAUCGUCGUCUUUAUUUUCCUUUUCAACACGUAAAAUGCCACAAGGAGAUUAAGUUACAGUCACUUGUUUGGAAAUCAACAACACAGAAGAACAUCCAGCGUAUGUAUACUUGAGUGCUUUACAGCGGGUCUUCCCAGUGAGCGUCCAAUCGCAUGCACCGAUGCUAGCAUGUCUCAUUGAGCCUGUUUGGAAAACAAAAGAAGGCGGGACCUGUCGCCAUGCACUCCACACCAGCAGAGGGCACCACAGAGCAAUGUUUUGUUCAAUACUGCCUCUACUAGACCGACAAAAUCAUGCUCCCCCUCUUUGAUAUGUAACUAAAAUAUAUGGUAUUUGUUAUCAUCAAAAUGAAUAAAAUAUG